Molecule: messenger RNA, 823 nt
Organism: Myotis myotis
Lineage: Eukaryota; Metazoa; Chordata; Mammalia; Chiroptera; Vespertilionidae
Gene: TMEM126A
Product: transmembrane protein 126A
Exons: 5
Coding region: 183-776 (197 amino acids)
Biological process (GO): mitochondrial respiratory chain complex I assembly
Cellular component (GO): mitochondrion
Source: RefSeq, a predicted model, not a curated record
UCGCUAAGCGUGCGGCCGGCGUCCCGGGGCCCAAUCAGCGGCCGAGGUCCCGCCCCCUCCGAGUCACGUGUCGGCCAAAGAUGGCUGCGCCCGCGCGAGCAGGGUGAAGGUUGCGGUGAGCCUUAGGGCCGAGGCCGGCCGGAGCCAGCGCCGAGGGCUGCAGGGAGAGCACCAGGCUCAAGAUGGAAAAUCAUGAAUCAGAUGAUACUUUCCAGAAAGAACACAUUUUGAACAUCAUAAACAGAAAAAUUAACCAACUUCCAGAAGCAGAAAGGAAUCUACUUGAACAUGGAUCAACAUAUAUUGGACUUAAUGCUGCUCUCUGUGGCCUAAUAGCAAACAGUUUUUUUCGACGCGUCUUAAAUGUGACACAGGCUCGUAUAGCUGCUGGUUUACCAAUGGCAGUGAUCCCAUUUUUGACAGCGGACAUAUCUUACAAAAGUGUUGUAAGUUUACCAUUGAAUACAGGUGAUUUGCAUUGUGAAACCUGUACCAUAAUACGAGGUGGAUUGGUUGGACUUGUUUUUGGUGGUCUGUACCCUGUUUUCUUGGCUAUUCCUGUGAAUGGUGGCCUAGCAGCCAGGUAUUCCUCAGCCCUGCUACCGGAGAGAGGAAACAUCUUAACCUACUGGAUCAGAAUUUCUCAACCUAUCUUUAGAAAGAUGUUAUUUCCCAUUUUGCUCCAGACUGGGUUUUCAGCAUACCUUAGUUCUAGGCAAUAUAAACUACUUAUAAAGGCUCUUCAAUUACCUGAACCUGGCCUAAAAGUUCAGUGAUUGUUAAGCAAAUGUGUACACAAAAAUAAAACUGUAAGAAUAACCAA